AUGGAACCGCAUACAUCACCUCGUCGACGAAGGACAGUCUCGAUCACCCGUCGAGCGCAUCACCGAAGGGGUAGCGUAGCAAAUGAGCAGACAAAUGCUCAUGUUCCUACUUUAAAAGGUCUUGGGAAAUCAGACUGUGAAGUCAAGAUAGUUAGUGUUUUGGAAUGCGAAACUCUAGUCCCAGUCGAUGCUUUGUUCGACCGUUCUUCCUCACUGGAUGUCAAUGAUAUGCAACAAGUACUCGAUGAUGCACGAUCAUCUUCACCGAAUCCCAUGAGUGAUAGUUUGCACUCUUUGUCUGGAUCGCGGACCGCUCAAGUCCAAAAAGCUCUCCGAAGACCUGUACUUGCAUAUAAGCCGAUUACAGACCUUCGCCGCCCUUCACAACAAUUCUUGCAGUCUAACUCACCUCGGGAAUAUGUCAAUGAUGCAACUCUCAGAAGAUUGACCUCGAACAAAUGGGCAGUCCGCAAGCAAGCAUUCGCCGGCGGGAAGCAGGACGGAUCGCGCCUUCUGAAGCAGAUCAGAAAACAAAUCAUCUUUUCAGCGACAUGUCGAAAGAAUCUCAUGAAUACUACAAUCAGUACACCAGAAAUCUACGGCAUCAAGACACCCAAAGCAGGAGGGGUCGUGGGCAAUAUUGUGGUGGAUAUGGAAUAUAUACCUUUUCACGACGUCUGCCAUAUCGUGUUAGAGCACGACAAGUCAAUUCAUGAAUGGUUGAUAGAGAGUGCGAUCUCGAUUGUGGAUUACGAGUUAACGCAGUGCACGACAACACCCUUGAAGGACGUCCUACCAGGCUUUUACUCCAAGGUAAAGAGCAUCCAGGAGGCUCUUCCAAAGUCAGCACUUUUGAGUGAGGAAGAGAUCAAGCUCAUAAUGGAGCAAUUUAAUCAGAUUCUUGAGCAUUUUGCUGCUCAGCCUGAAAUUCCAGUGCCUGUUGGAACUUGUCACGGUGAUCUGACUUUCCAAAACAUGCUCGUGGAUCCCGUCAAUCGCGAACUAUGUGUGUUUGAUUUCUUGGAUUUGUUCUUGGAAUCGCCCCUACAAGACAUAGCGAAACUGCUCCAGGAUUGCCGUCACCACUGGUUUUUGACUCAAAUUCACGUCCCAGACAAGGGACUUGCUCGCUCUGUCACAACUCUCGGUGUCUUCUAUGAUCGAAUAUACAGCGCGUAUUACAGAUACGCAUUCUGGGAUGUUGUGCCUCUGUUUGAGUUCUUCUGUCUUGCCAGAAUUCUGCCGUAUAUGACUACUUUGGUUGAGAAACAGUGUAUCAUGGCGGGGUUGCAGAGGAUAUCUGAGGAUAUAGCCUUGCUUUCUGAGAAGAUCGAGGAAGACGAGCUGACCUUAAUUGGAAGUUUAUCCUCAAAUGAAGGAGCAAACAUCUUUGAGGAGAAAGACAGGAAGACCACGGUUAUUAUACCAGCUUUAGGCCCUGAUAUGGGAGAGCUCUAUGCAGAUGGACAAAUUAAACUGCUCGCUCUCAAUCCAUCUGGUCGUCCCCUCAUAGUUGACAGCAUCUCCUCCCUCGACUUCCGAAACGUGAGUACAAUCGUAAUCGCAGUCCUCGAAUCGCUAAUACUUCAACACUGCGGCACCAAAUCAUAUUUUGAAUCCCUCUUCUCUUCCCUUCCCGUCUCAACACUCUCACUCAUCCACUUCCACUACGCUAAGACUCCCACGGUCGACGCAGUCGACACUGUAACAUCAACCAUCAUCAGCCUCUCCACCACGGGACCGAUCUUCAUCAAAGACGCCGACAACGAUUUCACACACUGCAUUGACAUCGGUAACUACCUCACCUACCGCUCAAUCGUCAAAGUCCCCUCUCAUACUCUGUCACCGCUUGCUCAAUGCGAAACGCCGAAAUGGGACGGAAGACCCGACCUCAUCGACGCAACGCGCAAAUCCUACGUAAGUUUCAGUUACGACAACAUAAUCAGCAAUAUUGCCUACGGCUCCUUCGUGUCAUCUCAAUUCUGCUGCGGAGGAUGGUCCUUCACUUCAGCGCAAGACUUCCUCGCUGCGGCGACGAAGUUGAAAGCUAGUGUUCAAGGCACUGAUAUUGGGGCAGACGGAAAAGAAGGCGGAAUAAGGGGAAGUUUGAAGGUGUUGGAUGUCCUGUGGCAGUUGGUUUGUGAUGGGCAGUUGUUUUUCGGGGUUAGUGUUGGGGAGUAUGAGGAUUGGGGGUCAAAGAUGGCCUGGGAGGCUCAUGCGAAGAGGGGGAGGGAGAAGCGGGAGAGGGAUGAAAGGGGAGUAUCUGGUUGGGGAGGAUGGUUUGCCGGGUUGGUGGGUCUGUCUAUUGCAUCUUGAAGUGAGAAUGUUCGGUUGGUUUGAAGGAAUUGUGCGAGAAAAUGGUUCGAAGAGUUGAGGGUUUUUAAGCAAUC
Hyaloscypha bicolor E is the source of this 2390-nucleotide messenger RNA. RefSeq lists its product as uncharacterized. The transcript has 4 exons. The record is from RefSeq and is a predicted model, not a curated record. Bases 1 to 2316 code for a protein of 771 amino acids. NCBI's taxonomy places the organism in Eukaryota, Fungi, Ascomycota, Leotiomycetes, Helotiales, Hyaloscyphaceae.